GAGCGCAUCAAGGAGAAGCUGCAAACAACUGCAACUCGCGUUUGUUCUCGUUCUCCUCGGACUUCUCGUAACCGAGAGAGCCUCCCAUAUAUAACCGUCUGUCCGCUCUGUAACCGUAUCACACGAAGCUCCAAGAUGCCCUCGAAUCAGAAUGUACAAGGAGGCAAGGCGUUCGGACUGCUGAAAGCACAACAGAGGGACAAGCUGGAAGAAAUAAACAAGGAGUUCAUGGAGGACCAGAAGUACCAAGAUGAGGAAGAUUUGCCUGAGAAGCUGGAUUCCUUCAAAAAUAAAUAUGCGGAGUUUGACCUCAACGAUCAGGGAGAGAUCGACAUGAUGGGUCUGAAGAGGAUGAUGGAGAAGCUGGGGGUUCCUAAGACCCACCUAGAGAUGAAGAAAAUGAUUUCCGAGGUGACUGGCGGCUGCAGUGACACCAUCAACUACCGAGACUUUGUUAAGAUGAUGCUAGGCAAGCGCUCGGCUGUGCUCAAACUGGUGAUGAUGUUCGAGGACAAGGCUAACGGUGCAAGCUGCAAGCCUGAGGGCCCACCACCGAAACGCGACCUCACCAGCCUACCGUAAAGCACCGCAGGGGCGGAUACCUGGAGCCUGGGACAUCCCUCCAUCUGCAGGCCCCACCCAUUUCACAGCAAAGGCCUAAGUGUACAUAGCCAUACCCAACAUCUUUUGCUAAGAAACAGGGGGAAAAGGUCUUGCAGAAAAAAAUACAAAAGAUAAUUAUAUAUAUAUAUUUGAUGUGAAGGUCAAACCACAGAGUAGCAUUUUUUAUAAGUAAACAAAUGUAUAUAUUUAUAUGCGAAAUAGGUCUUUUUGAAGAAUCAUCAUCCCUUUUAAUAGAAUUGUUCUUUAAAAUGAACACAGUGUGUUUUGAUAAGUUACUUACUGUGAGUGGAGUAACAGUAGGAUGUGUAACGUGUGACUUGUGUGGAAUGAGAUUUUUCCUAAAACGUAAACCAUUAUAAUCCGGUAUUAAGGUGUUUGCCUUCUCCAUCACACCUUUCACUUUGAGUGUUUUGGCAGUAGCCGGAUAAGUUUAAUAAGCUUGAAGCAUUUAGACUUAAAUUACCACUAACCUUUGCCAUAGUCUGGCCAAUCAAGUGUGGUCUAGUUUAAUUUCAAUCCCAUGGGUGGCUCCAUGUUGCAGUGAGACUGAGUGGGACAUUAAUGUCAAAUACCAUGACAUUUGCGAAUACAAUAUGGAGGUUUAUGUUCUAAAUUUGGAAUUGAAAGAAACACGAAGAGACCAGGCAAAGAAAUGAGGGAGUUCCACAGGCUUUUGCUAAAAGAGAAAUAAGAAAUGUACUAUCUUAAAUACCCUGUAUCCUUUCCACAUAUCAGUUUCAUUUUUGCCAUCCUCAUGUUGACAUACUCCGUUCAAAUGUGAUUUGUGUAUGUGUGUAAAACACAGCUAAGCUGAAACAAAAUAAUGCAGCCUGUUUCAUCUAAAGCAGGGUUUUUUUUAGUCGUGACUAAAGCAUCACAGUUUAAUUGUCAUAUCUUUAAGGUCUUGUCUUACUCUUGAGUGUAAGGAUGAUUUUGUUGAUCACAAUAUGGCAGACAACAUCCAACAAGUCUGCUCACUGUAAAUUUAAUUGUCAGUCUUUCCAAGUGCCUCUUUCAGUCUAAUUUGUCUUAAACUCAUAGUUUGCAAUGGAAUAUGUGAGAGGAGAGAGAGUGAGCGUUAACUGUAUUAGUAUAGAAGUGCUUUGUGCAGAGCUGUUUGUAGGUACAGUCUAGGAAGUUCAUGUUUGUAAUGUUCCGCUGUAGCUUUUUGUUCAUUGGCUUGCUAUUUGCAGUAUUCAGUGCUGCUCUUGUGCACAUGCACCUCAAUAGCCCCCCGAGCAGUCAGCUGAAUCCAGUCCUGCUGCAGAGCGCCAGCGUGGCCAGUAUGUGGGGCAGAGCCAUCAAAGUGCCCUAAUGCAGUUCUUUGGGUUUUAGAUCACUGGAACAAAAAAAAAAAAAAAGUUUCACAGUGCAUCUUACAAGCUCAAACUAAAAUCUGCUUCUUGUGAGCUACCUACAGGCUCAUCUAUUUCAAGUGAUUUUAUUGUGGUUUUAUUUUCUGCAUUCCUGUAUUUACUUUUUUACUGUUUGUCCUUUUACAUUCUUGUUUUCCUAGAAUAGCAGCAUUGUUAGGGUUCUACCUUGAGUGUUUUGGAUUAUUAUUUUGUCCUUCUACUGUAUUUGCAUUUUUUUUUUAAUGUGAUUGGUCACCUGUUUAACAGGCUUUUUGUUGGUGGCAUCUUAUUUUUAAUACUUUUUUGCAAACACCAAAGGAAAUAAAGAUCUUCUGAUUACAC
Messenger RNA from Electrophorus electricus (electric eel), 2321 nucleotides. RefSeq names its product allograft inflammatory factor 1-like (gene aif1l). The record is from RefSeq and is a predicted model, not a curated record. Gene Ontology annotation, molecular function: actin filament binding; calcium ion binding. NCBI's taxonomy places the organism in Eukaryota, Metazoa, Chordata, Actinopteri, Gymnotiformes, Gymnotidae. Gene Ontology annotation, biological process: actin filament bundle assembly; ruffle assembly. Gene Ontology annotation, cellular component: actin filament; ruffle membrane.